GUCGAGCUGAACACAACCAGCAAGAAAAAGGCAUCCAGACAUUAUGGCUUCCAGCACAAUGGUAAGGAUGAAACAUAAUAUUUUAAACACCGUCUGACAAAACAUAUUUAGAAAAAAAAUAUCUAAAACAAAGACCACGAAAAUCCUUUUACUCACAACGUUAGUUUAUAUAAAUUGAUUUUACAAAAUGUUAGCUUCAUCGGUCUACACAAAUACAUUGAAAAUACAUUUAAUUGAACACUUUAUGAUGUUAUUUAUUAAUAAAUGUGAAUAGGAUCGAAACAUUAUAAAAUAAAAUUACACUUUCAAUGAAAAUAUGACAUGCAAAUAACUUCACUUUUGAGCACAGUGUUCGAUAAAAACCGGUAUAUUAUUUAAAUAUCAUAAAAUGAAGAAUAAAUGUUCGAACCAAAUAUUAUAUUUACUAAAAAGACUUGAACAUAUUAUAUUGAGUGGUUUUAAACAAUUUUACAAAAACACUCAGAACAAUUGUAUGCGUUUUUCUUUUUUCAUACUUUUGAUUCGAAUUUUUCAAACGCAAAUAGUUAUUCGGAAGUAAUUUAGCAAUGUAAACAUUAUACAUGAAUUUUCAAUUCUGAACAUACAGAAUGAGUUAUAUUCCCAAUAGUAGGACCAGGAGAGUACAAUAAUUACUAACCGACUGAUAUAAUCAUAUAAGAUACUGUGGCAUUAAUUACUCAAAUAUACCAUUUCAUUUAUUUUUCAAAUACGUACAUCACACUAUUAUUNAUAAACUAUUAAAAUUAAAAUUAUAUUUAUAGAAAUUGACUUAAUAUAUAUAAAUAUAUAAACAUUUUUAACAAGACAUAAUAAUUGUCGAGAAGUAGCUUAUACUAAGUUGACUAAAAUAAAAAACACCAGAAAUUUUUAAUUUAAACGCAUAAUGUAAUUUUACUAAAUAUUCAAAAUGUAUUCGUUUUCCUGAAUAAUUUUAAGAAUAAUUAAUUCUUUAUGACACUUAGAUUAUUGAUACGAUAUUAUAAAUAUUAUAUAUUAUUUUUUCAGAUUCAAGCCGCUAUAAUAGGAUUCCUGGUUAUAUCAACCGCGUUCGCAGACACUAAACUACUAAAGAAAAACAAUAAAAGAUACUCUCUAGAUGUAGAAAAUAUCAAUUUACAAUCUUCGGUCCCAUCUGCAUUUUCAUCUGGCUCUCGAUACUUCGGCCCAUCUACGCCAGCACCCUUCAUAUUUGACAGCUCGUUCUCGAGAACUUCUGCACCGUUCAAAUCUUUUUCAUACAGCUCUACUCCAGCUCCAUUUAUAUUCGGUAAUUCGCUCUCGUCGAGUUCCUUUUCAAGAGGGGCUGUAGCUCAUGCUAUCGAUGGAUCUUCCACACCAGCUCCACUCCUCGACGGAGGAUCCAUUAUUGGAUCAUCCACCGCGGCUCCGCUUCUAGAUGGAUCCUACGUUUCUUCCACCCCAGCAGCUUUAAUUGGGUCAUCUACACCAGCGUCUUUCUUAUCCGGUGCCGCCGUAUCAGAUGCAGGUUUCGCAUAUUCGUCGACGCCAGCGUCAGUUUUGUUAGGAGGAGGAUCGGUCGUUUCAUCUACUCCGGAACCAGUUGUCUUGAACAGAUCACCAGCGUUUGAAACUUCUUACGGUUCUGCGUUUUCUGGAAUUAAUGCCCCGACAUUCGCACAAGGAGCUACGAUUUCCAAAUCUGAAUUGAUAAACAAUGACGCCGCCGCAAUAUCGGUCGCCAGCGCUCCUGCGCCUCAUCACGAAAUCACCAUCUCAAAAGAGGUUCCAGUGCCGUACUACGUCCAAGUGGAAAAGAGAAUUCCGUACCCCGUUUUGGUCCGUGUACCACACCCGUACCCGGUGACAGUAGAAAAGCACGUACCUUAUGCUGUUCGAGUGAAUGUCGAUCGUCCAAUUCAUGUUCCUCAACCAUAUCCGGUAGAAAUCGAGAAGAGAGUGCCAUACCCAGUGGAAAAGCCUGUGCCCUAUGAAGUCAAAGUUCCGGUAGACAGACCGUACCCAGUCCAAGUCCCAGUCGAAAAACUAGUGCCGUACGCGGUCGAAAAGCCCGUUCCAUACCCAGUACGAGUGAACGUCGACAGACCUUACCCUGUCGAAAAACCAGUGCCGUACCCAGUUACCGUAGAAAAGCGAGUACCUUACCCCGUAGAGAAAGCUGUCCCAUAUCCGGUAGAAAAAUUGGUGCCGUACGCAGUCGAAAAACGCGUUCCUUACCCAGUCAAAUACGAAGUACCCGUUAAAGUACCUGUACCAGUUGAAGUUAAGGUUCCGGUAACCGUUGACAGACCGGUGCCUUAUCCAGUAGAAAAAAGCGUCCCGUACCCGGUUCAAGUUCCGGUCGAAGUUAAGGUUCCCGUACCUGUCUCCGCUCCAACUCAACGAUUCGCCACCGUGCACUACUAUCAAGGGUCUCCAGCAGCUUUAGGAUAUGGCUCCUCUCAAGCUCUUAUCGGCAAGUCUGGAUACAAUCAAUUCUUAUCCGGUGCCGGUCCAACGUACGGCAGUUCAUUGUACAGCGCCAAUUCUAGCCCUGCUAGCUUCUACAGUUCUACUCCCGCUUCGGCAAGUUUGUUCGGUUCCUACGCGGGUGCAUUAAGUGGAUACAGCUCAACCGCUAGCCCACUAAACGCGUACAGCUCGACUGCAGCCAGUCCAGCCGGAUUUUUCGAUUCCAAUGUUGCCCAAGAAGGUUUCGUAAGCUCAACAUCAUCGCCUUUCGGUUUCGGUCAGAAUUCGUUCUAUUCUUCAUCAACACCGGCCCCGUUCAAUUCUUAUUCGGCCGACUCGACGUCGGUUGAUGCAUCGUCGUUGAUUGAUUCAAAUAAUUUCAGAUCCGUUGCAUCGCCUUUCGGUCAUGGCCAAAAGUCGUUCUAUUCUUCUUCAACACCCGCCCCGUUCAAUUCUUUUUCGGCCGAUUCAGCCUCGGUUGAUUCAUCGUUAUUGACCGAUUCGGCCAAUUGGGGAUCUUCUGCAGGAGAAACUGUUGCCGCUGAAGAUUCGAGCACUGAACAAUUAAAUAUUGUAAAAAAAUAGAUAUCUAAUCACACGUACUUAUUUGUUAAUACAUUUAUGAAAAAGUAUUUGUCUGUAAACAAUAUUGAUGAAACAUUGUAUUGGCAAUUCUAUAUUAUUUAGAAUUUUAGACUUCAUUCAUAAAAUACUAUUGUAUAACUCAAUUUUUUGAAAUAACCAAAAUAUAAAGAUCAUAUUUUAUGAGUAUAAUUGAUUAUUUGAAUGAAAUCAUUUCAAUUUGUAUUUAAAAG
Cinara cedri is the source of this 3266-nucleotide messenger RNA. The record is from the annotation of a GenBank genome assembly. NCBI's taxonomy places the organism in Eukaryota, Metazoa, Arthropoda, Insecta, Hemiptera, Aphididae.